AUGUUCCGCUCCCUCGCCUUGGUCCUCGUCUUCGCCGCCGUCGCCAUCCGCGCCCAGACCCUGGGUGCCUGCCAAACCUUCUGCAACGCCCAAGGACCUAGCGCCACCUACUGCAUGGCCGACACUCCGUGAGGAGUCUGACGUCUUCUGAAACCUUCAGAAGUUCAGAUUCAACUCGGUCGGCAACAAGUCGUGCUUCAACCUCUGCGUCAACAACUGCAUGGUCGACGUCUCCAAGUGCCUCGACAGCAACUAUGCGUAGGUCCUUCUCUCAGAUCAAGCUCAAGAAGUUCGACUCCAGAUGCGCCAUCAAGAAGACGCCCAUCGGAGGCAACAACGACCUGAAGAAGAGCGGCUGCGACAAACUCUUCUACCCCGCCUGGUACUUCACUACUCCAGCCCCCGGAAAGUAA
Caenorhabditis auriculariae is the source of this 413-nucleotide messenger RNA. The record is from the annotation of a GenBank genome assembly. NCBI's taxonomy places the organism in Eukaryota, Metazoa, Nematoda, Chromadorea, Rhabditida, Rhabditidae.